Molecule: messenger RNA, 909 nt
Organism: Penaeus vannamei (Pacific white shrimp)
Lineage: Eukaryota; Metazoa; Arthropoda; Malacostraca; Decapoda; Penaeidae
Product: pro-resilin
Cellular component (GO): extracellular matrix
Source: RefSeq, a predicted model, not a curated record
CCAAGACGGAUGGCUCAUUGCAAAACCUCCCGGUCACACUUUCUUGAACGCAAGCCCUCGAGAAUAUAUAAGCGCGGCUUCGGAUGGCAGAGUCAGUUCGGCUCCUCCUGGCAACCCAUCCAGCAGCAGUCAUGAAGCAGACAACUAUCGUUCUCGUGAUGUUGGCGGCGGCGGCGGCUCAGGGGAACCCCCAGGGCUACAAUAUCCAGGGUCCUGGUGGCUCAGGGUCUCAGUCGGCCUCCGUGCCCGCCAACUACGCCUUCCAGUGGGAGGUGGAGGACGCGGCUUCGAACAACUUCUUCGGCCAAGAGGAGCAGCGAGAGGAUGUCAACACGCAAGGAAGCUACUUCGUGCAGCUCCCCGACGGCCGCCGCCUGAAGGUCGACUACUUCGUGGACGACACCGGCUACCACCCGAGCGUCAGCUACGAGGGCGAGAUCAGGUUGUCUCCGGGAGGCGGCGGCGGCGGCGGCGCGUCUCAAGGUUUCUCCAAUCCGGCGCAGGUGCCUUCGCAGCUGUACUCUCAGCCAGGGAAAUAAAAGUAAUUUCUGAAAAGCAGUGAGUGCAGUUUCUUGAGGAAAUUAAGGAGAAUCGGAUAUUGUUUACUUUGGCUCUCGUAUUACUGAUGGACCUAUUAAUAGAUAUGAAAAAACUGCAUAUUUGCGGUGUCAUAAUGACCUGAAAAACAAUCGUUCUUCGUUAUGUGAUUUACAUAUUCUUCCUGUCUGAUUUAAAGUACUUUGCACAUGCUGCUCAUCUUGAGAUUCUAUUUUCAGCAUAAAUUCACUUUUUUGUUUAUUCAUCAAGCUUCCAAAUAAUCUUUCAGAUAUUGUUUUCUCCUCAGUCUCUUAAAACAGAAAUCAGACUGUAUGUUGAUUAUUAGUGUUUUGCGUUCAAAUAAACUGAAUA